GGCAUUCAUGGUUAUUGUUUUGUAUAAAUAUAGUAGCUUCUUCUACAUGUAUGCAUCAAUAUAAUUCAAUGGAGGAAAGUAAUCAAAUAAUGCUUCUUGGCACAGCUGCAAGCCCAUAUGUCAACAGGGUUCAGUUCGUCCUCAACCUCAAAUCUAUCAAAUACGAGUUCAUUGAGGAAAAUCUUGCAUGCAAAAGUGAUCUCCUCUUGGCAUCAAACCCAGUUCUAAAAAAGGUCCCUGUUCUUUUACAAGCAAACAAACCACCACUUUGUGAAUCUCUUAUCAUAAUCGAUUACUUAGAGGAAAUCUACCCCAAUGUCCACAAACUCCUCCCAUCCGAUCCUUUAGAUCGAGCUAUUAUCCGAUUUUGGGCCAAUUACAUGGAUAACGAGGUUUUACCUUUAUAUGAAAAGCUGAGGUGUACACCUCACAAAGAAGGAAAAGAAGCAAUAAUAAAGCAGAUUAUUGAAGAAUCAAGUUUGAUAGAAAAAACACAUAUCAAGUUUAGUAAUGGUAAGUCUUAUUUCGGUGGAGAAGAUGUGGGCUAUUUGGAUGUUGUUUUUGGAAGUUUCAUAGGUUGGACAAGAUUUGUUGAGAAGCAUUACAAUUUCAAGAUAUUCGAUCUAGUUAGGACACCAAAUCUUGUAGAAUGGGCAGAACGUAUGACAUCACAUGAAGUCAUUAAAGACUCCACCGCCUCAACUGCAUGGAUAGCUUUAAUCCUCAUAUUCACCACUUUAAUCGAUCAUCAGUUUAAUCGACUGAAGCAUGACCAUCGCUCCUCUAAAUCCCUCUCAAAACGUAAAUCUCCGUCACGCGUCGAUGCUUCCUCCAUAUUUAGAUGUGCUCCACAAAGUUUUUUCUUAUUUUCAAGGGUUGGCUUUUGUGCUGACUGCAGCUGCCGUUCGGUGAGCACCACCGUCAAACCACUCUUUGAGGAUGGUGCGACACUUGAAAUGCUAGAGAAGAAAGAAAAAGUGCUUCUGAAGAAAUCUAAUGCAAAGGUUGAACAGGCAAAGGAGUUCCCUAGAGCGAAAAACAAAAGAGCUGCAGUACAUAGUGUUUGA
Lactuca saligna is the source of this 1067-nucleotide messenger RNA. The record is from the annotation of a GenBank genome assembly. NCBI's taxonomy places the organism in Eukaryota, Viridiplantae, Streptophyta, Magnoliopsida, Asterales, Asteraceae.